Mustela erminea (ermine) is the source of this 3130-nucleotide messenger RNA. RefSeq lists its product as uncharacterized. NCBI's taxonomy places the organism in Eukaryota, Metazoa, Chordata, Mammalia, Carnivora, Mustelidae. The transcript is spliced from 2 exons. The record is from RefSeq and is a predicted model, not a curated record. The coding region runs from base 13 to 681 and encodes 222 amino acids.
GGCCCGGCUGCAAUGACUUCUUCCAAGAUUUUAAACCACCAGUGUCGACUCAAGGGCUCUUACCUCCCGGCAACACAUUUCAUGUCACUUGUCAGCAAUAUACCAGGAGUAACACUCAGUAAAAGCAAAACGUCAAGAAGAGGAGAAGCAGAUUUAGGAAGUGGUGGCUUUCUCACAGGGGCGGAGCGGAAGGGUAAGAAGACGUUUUCCAGCAGCAGCCUCCCGGGGAAGCAGCCGUUCCUGGAUGACGGACUUGGACCGGCAUUCCCGCCUGGCACAUCCACGUGCAGGCACUACAAAGGAGAGAAGGAAACAGAAGGAGAACGGAAAGAAGAACAGACAGCACAGAAUGGGGUCCCAGCGGACAAAAAGGGAGAGAGGUGUCUGUUCAGAGCAUCACCUGCGCUUCAAGUCAUGGAUGACAGCAUACAAACAUUCAAAUCAAUGGCCCCAAGUGCCUUUAGAAAACAAAGGGUUUCUGGAUUAGAAUGUAGAAUGGUACCUUCACGAAUCAUCUCUUCCCAAUUGCUUCCUCACAUCAGUGAAGGACAUCCAGUGUACCCCAUAGUAGGCAUUUUUGAUUCUUCCCCGACCUUCACAAGCCCCAGCCCCCCAGUCACCAUGUUCUGUCAAUUACUCAACCUUAGGAAGACUCUGUUCCGUUGUUACUCACAGAACUAGUCCAAAAGCCGCCCCGCUGGCUUCCCUGUCCCCAGUCUACUCUAUGCUACUGAAACACAUCGAAUUCUAGCUGGCCAUUACCUGGAACAAACCCGAGGCCAUUUAAAAUCUCGUCCAAGGUCUCUCCAGCUCUGCCUUCAGAUACAAUUAUUCUCCAAACUGUAUUAAAUGAUUCACCACUUACCACAUAUUUACUUUAUGCAACUGUAAAUGAGGUAAAUGUUGCUUGCUCUCCCUCUGAGAUUAUCGUUUUGCCUUUGUCAACCUGUAAAAUUUACCCUGCAAAACUCAGUUGAAAUAUUACUUGCUGUAGGAAAACUUCAUAAACUCCCCCUGGGCUCUGAGCUCUUUGCUCCUUUCUGGGCCUCUAUUAAAAUCACAGCAGUGUUUCAUAGCAUUUAUUUAUUUGUCUCAGUGUCUGCUGACAAAAGCAGCUGCUCCUAUUUUUUCCAAACUCCCCAAUACUGUGGUAAUGUCCUCACAGUCCAUACGAGAGCCUGAGAGACAGGGAAUUAUAGAUGCUCCGCGCAUGCGGGAAGGGAUGAAUGCUGAGUUGGUGGAUAGACAUACGAGCAAAUAAAUGGACUGUUCUGGAUGGCAACGUAGCUAUUUCCUCCCCCACACUCAUGUAUCUUUUUUUUAAAAAUGAGCUUGAUUUAAGUUUUUGCUUAGUUAUUGUAAUUAAAUACUUCAAAAUCAAUAACCAUGCUUUAGAUCAGGACCCAACCAUUCAAUCCUGUCUCUUUCAUAACCCACUUGAAUUGUCCUCCCCUGUAAACAGAAGGACUACAAUUUUCCUUCCCUUACUACGGACAACCUUGUUUUGACGGCCUCCUGUUUUGUUUCAGAGAUGUGAAGUACAUGGUAACGGAAUCUUUUCCAACAAACAAGGGUCCACUGCUGUUAACAGAAUAUAAAAAGAAUGACUUAGGACUUUUAAAACAUCUCUUUCCUGAGGCAUUAAGGCAUUGGUAGGAGAAAUGCGUAAGAUGAAGAGAGGGCAAAGAACCAAGAGGGCCCAGUGAUGGCAACUGGAAAAAAGAACCCAGAAAAGUCAGAGAAAGUAAUGACAUCAUCAGGAUUCUUUGUUCUUCCAGCAACAUUCACUGAUGACAGAUUGUAUCACUUUCCUUUAAACUUGCAAGAAUCCAGCAAAUGAAUCUAGUCAAAAAAAACACUGACCCAGCUGAGCGUCCAAGUCUUGGUUUCAGCUCAGGUUGUGAUCCCAGAAUCGUGAGACCCUGAAAUUGCGAGACCAUGAGACUGAGCCCAGCGUUGCUCUCUGUGCUAUGCAGGGAGUCUGGUUUCCCUCUCCCUCCCCUUUCUCCCCAUCUGCACACUCUCUCCCUAAUGUAAAUAAAUAAAUCUUAAAAAAAGGAAAAAAGAAAAAAAAAAAAAAAGAAUGGCUCAGCCUCUCUGUAUAGGGACUGUCACACAAGGCAAGACUUACAGACAGUACCAGUGGUGUUUCUUUUUUAUUUCUGUUGAGGGAUAUGAGAAUGUGUACUAGUGCAAAAUAUCUUGAAAAUGUUAAAUUUGAAACUUGGCAGUGAAAGAAUUACAGAUGAAUAAUUUAUACCACAAAAAGAAUAAAAACAUAAAACGAAGUGGACAACAGAUCCUUGCUAUAAGUAAAUAUGUAAAAACUUACACCACACAUGAGAAAUGGGGCUGGAAUAAUGGACCUUAGUCACAAACAGCAUUGAAGGCUCCAUGCCUCCUAUCUCCCCACCUGUGGCACUGAUCUGCAAGAAAUGCCAUACUAUGGACCCAGAGUCACACCAGCCAACCCUCCUGUCCGAGGUGGCUUUCUUCAAUCUUGUGUCAGAAAGUAAACUACAAAGGAGUUGUCAGAAAAGGGUCCAAAACCCCUUUGUUGAGCUGCUAAGCUCAUCCUAAGUAGUCACCCAAAAAAAGCCACCUAAAAAAUCUGGAGGAAAGACUCUGAUUUGGGCAAGACCAGCUGUGGCAGGAAGUGGCCCAAGUUCAGUGGAAAGAACUCUCAUUAUGGGGUCAAAAGAGAAAACAGAACGGAAAUUCAUCAAGGCCUGUGAUACCUGAAAUGACCGAACCCAUUUCAUUGAAUUAAAAUAAAAUACCCUCUGCAGCAGCUACUUACACUUCUGUUUUACAGAUAAGAAAGAUUAUGAGAUUCCACCAAAGAUCAGGAAACCAGCAAAUGGUCAGAACUUGGGUUUACGUGCCAGCUGCCAAGCUGGUGGUGUUUCUGGAUCUUCCUCCACAUUCUGAGACCUGGCUCUGGGCCCCUGCCACUCAGUGGCUCUGUGACUCUGAGAGGAGGUCCUGUGACCUUUCCAAGGCUCAGUUUACCCAUUUUUUAAAACGAAUACAACAAUGCUGGCCUACUUCACAGGGUGGCUCUGAGAACCAACCAACAAUGUUACGUGAAGGACUUAUUUAAGCUGCAAAAGUGUCACAUCAAUGCAAG